This is a messenger RNA of Colletotrichum paranaense, 1326 nucleotides long. Its product is annotated as uridine kinase. Gene Ontology annotation, cellular component: cytoplasm. NCBI's taxonomy places the organism in Eukaryota, Fungi, Ascomycota, Sordariomycetes, Glomerellales, Glomerellaceae. The coding region runs from base 1 to 1326 and encodes 441 amino acids. Gene Ontology annotation, biological process: pyrimidine-containing compound salvage. Gene Ontology annotation, molecular function: ATP binding; ATP hydrolysis activity; uridine kinase activity. The transcript has 10 exons. The record is from RefSeq and is a predicted model, not a curated record.
AUGGCAGACAACCACAGCGGCACCGAGUCUCAUGUGACGAUCCAGCGGCGGACUCACUACUCACCACCGUGGGCAGAUGUCAGCAUCAUUGGUAUUGCUGGCAGUUCCGGCUCUGGAAAGUCGACUCUGUCGCACGCCAUUGUGAGGAAGCUGAAUCUGCCCUGGGUGGUGAUUUUGUCCAUGGACUCUUUCUACAACCCCCUGAGUCCUGAGGAGUCAAAGAGGGCUUUUGACAACGACUUUGACUUUGACGCGCCAGAUGCAAUUGACUUUAACGUACUUGUACAAUGUUUGCGCGAUCUGAAGGCUGGGUUGGACAAUACCACAACCAUCUACUCACCUCACGUCAUCAUCCUGGAAGGAAUCUUUGCCCUCCAUGACCCCCGUAUUAUUGAUCUUCUGGAUAUGAGGAUAUUCUGCGAGGCGGAUGCCGAUACGUGUUUGUCACGGAGAGUGUUGAGAGACGUCAAGGAGCGUGGCCGUGACGUAGAUGGUAUCAUGAAGCAGUGGUUCAAGUUUGUGAAACCAAACUUUGAAAAAUUCGUCGAGCCGCAGCGCAAAGUCGCAGACAUCAUCGUGCCGAGAGGUAUCGAGAACCGCGUAGCUAUGGCCAUGGUUGUUCAGUACAUUGAGCGCAAGUUGAUCGAAAAGUCAACCCACCACCGGGCAGCACUCACGCAGUUGGAGUUGGCUGCUGCCAGUGACCCUCUGUCUGACAGAGUCGUGAUUCUCGACCAGUCACCGCAACUGAGAGGCAUGAGCACCAUCAUCCAGGAUAUCGACACCUCUGCGGAAGACUUUAUCUUCUACUUUGACCGCCUCGCGUGUCUUCUGAUCGAGCAGGCACUCAACAAUGUCCAAUUCAGAGAAAAGACCAUUGCCACGCCGCAAGGAUACAAGUACAACGGACUCCAAGCUACGGGCGAUGUAAGUGCGGUGCUGGUCCUUCGUGGCGGUGCCGCCUUUGAGACGGCCUUGAAGAGGGUCGUCCCCGACAUGCGGACAGGCAGAAUCCUGAUCCAGUCCAACGUCCGGACGGGAGAGCCCGAGCUGCAUUAUCUCAAGCUCCCGGAUAACAUUGACUCUCACGAGUCGGUGUUGUUGAUUGACACGCAGAUGGCCAGCGGAGGCGCCGCACUCAUGGCUGUGCAAGUGCUCGUCGACCACGGCGUUGCCCAGGACAAGAUUGUGCUGGCGUGCUAUGCUGCCGGAAGACUGGGUGUACACCGUCUUGCAAAGGUGUUUCCUGGUAUCACUAUUGUUCUGUGCAACAUGCUCGCAGAUAUUGAGGAUCGCUGGGUUGAGAAGAAGUACUUCCGAUGCUAG